AUGUCAAAUGAGGGUAACUCAAACUGGCAAUUCUCUUUAAUUGGUCAAGUUUUAGGCCUAAAUGUCAAAUUCAAGACUAUGGAAAGCUACAUUCAAAAGGUGUGGACACACUGGUCAGUUCCUGAUUUGUGUAUACUUAAGCCAGGUUUGUUUUUGUUCAAAUUUCAAAACAAAUACGAAAUGGAGGAUAUUCUUAUGAAUGGUCCUUGGUUUUUUGGUUCAAGGCCCCUACUAUUGAAAGUCUGGACUAAUGAUGAUGAUAUUGACAAGAUGAAUGGAAAUAUCUAUCCCCUGUGGAUUCAACUUCCUGGUUUAAGACUGAAUCUUUGGAGCUCAAAUGCCAUAAGCAAGAUUGCUAGUCAUAUAGGUAGGCCUAUUGCCACUGAUAAACUCACUGCUAAUAAGCAGAGAUUGGCAUAUGCAAGGGUCUUGGUUGAGGUUAAUAUGCCUUCCCCCCUUCCUGAUCUGAUUCCUAUACAUGGACCAAAUGGAAAGAUUAUAAAUCAAAAAGUGAUAUAUGAAUUAAAACCUAAAUGA
Asparagus officinalis (garden asparagus) is the source of this 537-nucleotide messenger RNA. RefSeq lists its product as uncharacterized. The transcript has a single exon. The record is from RefSeq and is a predicted model, not a curated record. Lineage: Eukaryota; Viridiplantae; Streptophyta; Magnoliopsida; Asparagales; Asparagaceae. The coding region runs from base 1 to 537 and encodes 178 amino acids.